Tripterygium wilfordii is the source of this 2363-nucleotide messenger RNA. RefSeq lists its product as uncharacterized. Bases 149 to 1972 code for a protein of 607 amino acids. NCBI's taxonomy places the organism in Eukaryota, Viridiplantae, Streptophyta, Magnoliopsida, Celastrales, Celastraceae. The record is from RefSeq and is a predicted model, not a curated record. The transcript is spliced from 9 exons.
CCAUUAUACCCUUCCUUGCAAACAUGUCUGCCUGUCGCAAGACCAGAGACCCACCGAACCAAAAAAGCAAAGAAGCCAUCCAUUCCAAGCAAUAUCGACAAACAAGCCCCAGAAGACGAACCGGCAUCGAGAAAACGCUUUAUCACCUAUGUCAUCAAUCGAUGUCCGUCCUGGUCUUCAAAUGCCAAUCCGCUAUCUCAACCCCAACCUUCUAAUCUCCGGCGCCCGUCGGUCUUCCCUGCUUCUAUCCGUAUAUCAGCGUGCGACGUCAUUCAGGCUAAGAGCGUUCUCCACCGGCGCCAGUGAACCCGCCGUUAAGCUUCCAGAGAAACCGCCGGUUUGCACUGCUGAUGAGCUUCACUAUGUUUCCGUGGCUAAUUCUGAUUGGCGACUUGCCCUCUGGCGCUAUAAUCCCUCCCCUCAGGCGCCUCCUCGGAAUCACCCACUGUUGCUAUUGUCGGGAGUUGGGACCAAUGCAAUAGGAUAUGAUCUAGCUCCUGGGUCUUCAUUUGCACGUUACAUGGCUGGCCAGGGAUAUGACACAUGGGUUCUUGAAGUUCGGGGUGCUGGGUUGAGUGUAUGGGGAUCAAGCAUAAAAGAGAUUGAGCAGUCGGUCAAUAUAGUUUCUAAGCAUAUGGAAGAAGCUGCUGAGAGUGCAACUGAGAAUGCAACCAAUGGAGCUGUGUCUGCAAAGGAGCAGCCAACUGAUUCUUGGAGUGCUGAAGAUAGUAAAACUAGGAUUGCCAACAAUGGGGUUGUGUCUGUUAAAAAACAGCCAACUGAUUCUCAGAGUCAUGUGUCAGAAAAUAUGAUGUCUGUGAUAAAAGAUGAUCCAACAGGAAUUGCAACAGUUUGGGAUGAAUCAAAGUUGGUGGCAAAAUUGACAGAAACUUUUAUGCGCUUGUCAGAAACACUCUCGGGCUUUCUCAGUGAAGGUCAAUCAAAGACUAUUUCUGUCAAAUUAUUGGACCAAAUAUCAAAACUUAUAGGAGAUUCUCAAUUAUCUGAGCGUUUUAAUGAGAUCCGAGAGGGGCUUCUAAGAUUGUUGGAAACAAGACAAAACUCAGCUAUUGGUGGCCAAUUCCGGGAUUUGAGUGAGAGACUUGUAAAUGUUAUUGAGGAAGGUCAACGAUCUGUCUCACCUCAGCUGUUUGACUUGCAAGAGCGUUUUUAUUCUACCAUAGAAGAUUUCCAGAAACAGCUUGACUUGAUUGUGAAGUACGACUGGGAUUUCGAUCAUUACUUAGAAGAGGAUGUUCCUGCUGCGAUGAAAUAUAUAAAGGCUCAAAGCAAGCCCAAGGAUGGUAAGUUGCUGGCAAUUGGGCACUCCAUGGGAGGUAUCUUGCUUUAUGCAAUGCUCUCAAGAUGUGGUUCUGAAGGUAGCGACCCUGAACUUGCGGCUAUAGUUACUUUGGCAUCCUCACUUGACUACACAUCUUCAAAAUCAACACUCAAAUUGCUCUUGCCCCUUGCAGAUCCCGCUCAAGCUCUGAAUGUCCCUGUUGUUCCUUUAGGGACGUUAUUGGCCGCUGCUUAUCCUCUUUCGUCUCGUCCUCCUUAUGUGCUCUCAUGGCUUAAUCAGCUGAUUUCUGCCGAGGACAUGAUGCAUCCUGAAAUGUUGAAAAAGCUUGUCUUGAACAACUUCUGUACAAUACCCGCUAAACUACUUUUGCAACUGACAACGGCUUUUCGAGGUGGGUUGCGUGAUAGGAGUGGUAAAUUCCUUUAUAAGGAUCAUUUACAGGAAAUCAAAGUGCCUGUUUUAGCACUUGCAGGAGACCAAGAUCUAAUAUGCCCACCUGAAGCUGUUGAAGAAACUGCUAAGCUUAUUCCUGAGGAUUUGGUUACCUACAAAGUAUUUGGAGAAUCUGGUGGUCCGCAUUAUGCUCACUAUGAUUUGGUCGGAGGUCGAUUGGCUGCGGAGCAAGUGUAUCCAUACAUAAUACAAUUCCUAAAUCGUUGUGACACAUGAUUCUGUACAAUACAAAACUUCAUGACCAGAAAUCUGCGGUUCAAACCAAAACGCAGUGGCGCAGGCUACAUCUUUAAGUUUGCCAUGUGCAUUCCAACUGGUAUGAUGUAAAUGGUAGAUGAAAAUCAGGGAGAGGUUACCAUAAGAUUGAACUGAAUAUUAGAAAUCGAUCUCCCUUAUUGCUACUGAACAAAAGGGUAGUUGAGUUCAAGCAUUCUUGACAACACCUUAUCUUUUGCUUACUAAAGCUCUGUAAUCUGGCAGUCUUUGGCUGGCAAUCCUAUAUCUUAACUGAUUUUUCUCUUAGACAUAGUCAGUUACCUUGGAAUCUUUUUUCUUUUGGUGACAUUGAAAAUGAAGAAGUAAUUGCAAUACACAUAGGUUGUUUUUA